GCAACGUCCUUGCAUAAUGAAUGGAAGCAACCAACUCGUGGUAUCGCCCCCAAUGCUAGAGCGCCAGACGGACACUCUCCGCCGUCGCUCUCCGCUGCCACUCAACGCCUCCAAACCACCGCCAUGUCCAGCGAAAACCCAGCGCCUCCCCGGAUCGCCAUAAAAUUUGGCGCGUCUUCUUCAUCAAAACCCAACUCUACAACCUCCCUUGGCAAGCGGCCCCGACCGCAGCUACUCCACGCCGAGUCGGACUCCGAAGAGGACGACGCGUCGACGUCGACCAGGCAUAAGCCCAUCGCAACCAUUUCCGCGACGCCAGGUCGUGUCUUUCACAAUAAUGGGGGCCAUUGUGCAGGCACACCACUGAGCAUCACACCCAAACGAACGACAAAUGGCCGGAAUUCCGAAAGGAUAUCACUGUCAGAGCAUACAGCUAGCGGGCAAGCAGGGACCGUCACGGGUACGAGCGAUGUCUCAAGCGGCGAGUCGCGGGGGAAGCCCUCUUUAAAAUGGGGGCUCACUCUGAAAAACGACCAUGCUAGUGUACCCCAGAAAGAUCAGAGUUGUGCAGAUGCGGAUUCAGAGGGUUCUGGCGGGUCGGGCCUUGAUGCCAGCAAUGGGAGCCAGCCACCAGCGAGUGGCCAGGUGCCCAUAACAGCGGAUGACGAGGCUCUGAGCGCUCUGCUAGGCGGCGAGGAUCGGCCGAUCAAGGGUGGACAUGUGACUGUGAACAUUCCCUCUGAACACACAACGGAAGGGGAUGCGUUUCGACGACAAUUCCGUGAGGCUCCCGAUGUGUCUACUUUGAAGGAAUAUGAGGAUAUGCCGAUCGAGGAGUUUGGUGGCGCUCUCCUGCGCGGCAUGGGCUGGGAUGGGAAACUGCGUGGACCCAAGUCGAAGGAACCCCAAAGACGCCCCAACCAGGUUGGUCUCGGCGCCAAAGCCUUGAACGGCCGAGAAGACUUGGGCUCAUGGAACCAGAAGGCAAAUGGGAAGUCGCGUCCCAGACUAGACGAAUAUAACAGGCAACGGAGGAGGAAGCGAGACGAUGCUCAUCGGGACAAACGAUAAUGGUUAGGAUUGCCAGAGCGAAAUUGGGAGGCCUCAGUGGGUGUUGCAAGUCUCUUGGCCGGUAGGGCGGCCGGCCGAUAACGGUGCGGGACAAGAACACCAACCAACAAACGGAAGAAGUUACAUAUGUGGAAGGCUCGUGCAAGGGAGUCGCUUGUAGGGGCGCCAUCGGAGGCGACUCCCUUCUGUCCCUGCUGAAGGCGCAGGGCGGCCGGUCGGGUCAUGGUCGGGGGCAUCAAAAGGUCUCUUGCUGGAUGGUAUAUAUAUUUUCGAACAGCGUGCUGAUCUGUCUCUGGAGGGUGGCGGUCUCGUCUGUCAUGCGCUUGUAGUGGUCCGAGUCCUUGAAGCUGCUGGAGCAGCAGUUGGCCGUGUAGAGGCCUGAAGAGUGAAGUGAAUCAACUACCAAAGGAAUUGAUCUAGCUGACAGGAUCCUCGAGGCCUGCUGGGAGCUAUAAACGGAUCACAAGGCAAAGCCAAGGCAACAGGUACAGCCUAAGCCCUAUAAUAUAACAUACACACUUUCCCCAG
Messenger RNA from Gaeumannomyces tritici R3-111a-1, 1599 nucleotides. RefSeq names its product pre-mRNA-splicing factor SPP2. The transcript has a single exon. Lineage: Eukaryota; Fungi; Ascomycota; Sordariomycetes; Magnaporthales; Magnaporthaceae. The record is from RefSeq and is a predicted model, not a curated record. The coding region runs from base 124 to 1071 and encodes 315 amino acids. Gene Ontology annotation, cellular component: spliceosomal complex. Gene Ontology annotation, biological process: mRNA splicing, via spliceosome.